GCUUUCCUCUACCAGAUGCCGGUGCAGCUGACAACAGCCCUGCGUGUGGUGGGCACCAGCCUCUUUGCCCUGGCAGUGCUGGGUGGCAUCCUGGCAGCCUAUGUGACAGGCUACCAGUUCAUCCACACGGAGAAGCACUACCUGUCCUUCGGCCUAUAUGGUGCCAUCCUGGGCCUGCACCUCCUCAUCCAGAGCCUGUUUGCCUUCCUGGAGCACCGACACAUGCGGCAGGUUGGUGGACCACUGAAGCUGCGCUCUCCUCAGCGGGCCUCAGUGGCACUCUGCAUUGCUGCCUACCAGGAGGACCCUGACUACUUGCGCAAGUGCUUGCGCUCAGCUCAGCGCAUCGCCUUCCCUAACCUCAAGGUGGUCAUGGUCGUGGAUGGCAACCGCCAGGAGGAUGCCUACAUGCUGGACAUCUUUCAUGAGGUGCUGGGUGGCACUGAGCAAGCUGGCUUCUUCGUGUGGCGCAGCAACUUCCACGAGGCGGGUGAGGGUGAGACCGAAGCCAGCCUGCAGGAGGGCAUGGAUCGUGUGCAGGAUGUGGUUCGGACCAGCACCUUCUCAUGCAUCAUGCAGAAGUGGGGAGGCAAGCGUGAGGUCAUGUACACAGCCUUUAAGGCCCUUGGUGAUUCAGUGGACUACAUCCAGGUGUGUGACUCUGACACUGUGCUGGAUCCAGCGUGUACUAUUGAGAUGCUCCGAGUCCUGGAGGAGGACCCCCAAGUAGGGGGAGUCGGGGGAGAUGUACAAAUCCUCAACAAGUAUGAUUCCUGGAUCUCCUUCCUGAGCAGUGUGCGGUACUGGAUGGCCUUCAACGUGGAGCGGGCCUGCCAGUCCUACUUUGGCUGUGUGCAGUGUAUCAGUGGGCCCUUGGGCAUGUACCGCAACAGCCUCCUCCAACAGUUCCUGGAGGACUGGUAUCAUCAGAAGUUCCUGGGCAGCAAGUGCAGCUUUGGAGAUGAUAGGCACCUCACCAACCGAGUCCUGAGUCUUGGCUAUCGGACUAAGUACACAGCUCGCUCCAAGUGCCUCACAGAGACCCCCACCAAGUACCUCCGGUGGCUCAACCAACAGACCCGCUGGAGCAAGUCUUACUUCCGGGAGUGGCUCUACAACUCUCUCUGGUUCCAUAAGCACCACCUCUGGAUGACCUAUGAAUCCGUGGUCACAGGGUUCUUUCCCUUCUUCCUCAUUGCCACGGUCAUUCAGCUCUUCUACCGUGGUCGUAUCUGGAACAUCCUUCUCUUUCUGCUGACCGUGCAGCUGGUGGGCAUUAUUAAGGCCACCUACGCCUGCUUCCUUCGGGGCAAUGCAGAAAUGAUAUUCAUGUCCCUCUAUUCACUCCUUUAUAUGUCCAGCCUCCUGCCAGCCAAGAUCUUUGCCAUUGCCACCAUCAACAAGUCAGGCUGGGGCACUUCUGGCCGAAAAACCAUUGUAGUGAACUUCAUUGGCCUCAUCCCUGUGUCCAUCUGGGUGGCAGUUCUUCUUGGGGGGCUGGCCUACACAGCUUAUUGUCAGGACUUGUUCAGUGAAACGGAGUUGGCCUUCCUUGUCUCUGGGGCUAUCUUGUAUGGCUGCUACUGGGUGGCCCUCCUCAUGCUGUAUCUGGCCAUCAUUGCUAGGCGAUGUGGGAAGAAGCCUGAGCAGUGCAGCUUGGCUUUUGCAGAGGUGUGACAUAGCCCCAGUCAGGGCAGGGGGAAAGUGCAAUGAACUUUGGGAGGGAAGGGGAAUGGAAGAGAAAAGGUAGGGUGGGAGGGAGACGGGAGUGCUGUGUUUUCUUUUAAUGGUCUAGUGGACAAAUCUGAAGUGUAAAGAAUGAUUAACUUCAGUGUGGCCUGUGGCAGCUCUGCUCAGAAGAGGCAACCUCAGAAUUGUCAGGAUAAGGGGAGAGGGCUGUUUCCAGGCUGUCUGGGGCUUACUUCUGUGCACAGGCAGU
Elephantulus edwardii (Cape elephant shrew) is the source of this 1939-nucleotide messenger RNA. It is a transcript of the gene HAS3, whose product is annotated as hyaluronan synthase 3. The record is from RefSeq and is a predicted model, not a curated record. The transcript has 3 exons. NCBI's taxonomy places the organism in Eukaryota, Metazoa, Chordata, Mammalia, Macroscelidea, Macroscelididae. The coding region runs from base 16 to 1677 and encodes 553 amino acids. Gene Ontology annotation, molecular function: hyaluronan synthase activity. Gene Ontology annotation, biological process: extracellular matrix assembly; hyaluronan biosynthetic process.